Indicator indicator is the source of this 1245-nucleotide messenger RNA. RefSeq lists its product as uncharacterized. Gene Ontology annotation, molecular function: complement component C3b binding. Bases 1 to 1245 code for a protein of 414 amino acids. Gene Ontology annotation, biological process: negative regulation of macrophage activation; negative regulation of T cell proliferation; negative regulation of interleukin-2 production. The transcript is spliced from 7 exons. NCBI's taxonomy places the organism in Eukaryota, Metazoa, Chordata, Aves, Piciformes, Indicatoridae. The record is from RefSeq and is a predicted model, not a curated record.
AUGCUGACUUUUGCCCAUGAACUGGACUACAUGAUGACAGUUUGUGAUGCUGUGAAAAUGAGAGAAGUUCUCCUCUGCUGCAUUCUUCUUUCUUCCCUUAAACUGUUGCUUCCUGCAGCCAUCCUGGACCUGUCUGGCAUCCAUGAGGUGAGGGGCACAUGGAUGGGAUCUACCACUUUACCAUGUACCUACAUGCCCUCUGAAGGUUUCACCCAGCAAACACUCAGCUGGAGCCUGGAGAGAGACUACAGCAGCUCUACCAUCUUCCGGAGGGACAGCUCCGGCGACCACGUUUUGUUGUCCCGCUUCCGAGACCGGGUCAGCGUCCCAAAGGACAGCCCUGGGAAUGCCUCACUCCUAAUCCAGAGCCUUGAAAUCCCUGACAGUGGACACUACACCUGUCGAGUCACCUGGAGGUCUGAAAAUAACAGCUUGGUAACAAAGGAGGUGACCACUACAGUUAAAGUUGUCAAAGUUGCAGUGACCAAGCCAAUCAUCAGGGCCAGCGAGCUGGGGCUGAAGGUCCCAGCAGGAGCCAGGACCAGCCUGACCUGUGAGGCCAGUGGGUCCCCCCCCAUCAGCUACCGCUGGUUCAGGAGCACCCCGGAAGGCAAAGCUCUGCUCCUGAGCAGCCAGGCUGAGCUGGCAUGGGACAGCCUGCAUCCCUCUGACUCUGGGGUGUACUACUGUGAGGCAGAGAACAAGGUUGGGGGCAGGACCAUGCAGCAGAGCGAUGCUGUGGAGCUGACUGUCACAGGCAUGCGGAGCAAGUUCGUCGCCCAGGGUUUGCGUUGUGCUUCUGCCAGCAAGCGCUGCCCCGGCGGUCGGACCGCGCUCCGGCUGCAGCCGCAGGUUCCGUUCGGUGCCCCGCGGACUGCGUACCCCCUGCACCUCUAUGCGCUGGCGGCCGCGCUGGGAGUGGCCGCGCUGGGAGCGCUCCUGGCCGCGAUCCUCUGCCGGUGGUGGCGGCGGAGGCGACGGGACAAGGAGGAUUCACUAUAUGAAGUUGCUUUCCAUGGCACUGCAGAUGUCACCAGACUGGAAACUGAUGUGGAGGUCCCUGUUAAGUGCCUGCUCACAGAGACAAAUCCUAAGACUUCAACAUCCAAUGACACUCCCACCACUAAGGAAAACAGCCACAAUGGCAUAUGCAUCAGGAAAAGUCCUGAGUAUGAGAACCUCCUGACUGCAAUGGAGUCAGAGUAUGAAAUAGAAUUUAGUGGAGUACCAGCAAUUCCACACUAG